CCACUUGCCGUCAACCCCUCCACCGACAACCUCCGCCUUAAUAAGACCCUACGCUCGAACACGCUUAGAACUCAAGAGUCAAACAGUAAAAAUGCAUCCUCACUUGCACACCAAGGACAACCUGGCCUGCGAGGAAGUCAUGAACGCCCUCGACGAAUGCCACGCUCGCGGGUUCCUCUACCGUUGUAUUGGAGGCUGCAACAAGCCCAAGCACGCGGUCAACAUGUGCCUUCGUGCCCAGCGCCUCGAGCGGACAAAGGCGAACCGUGAACAGGCCAAGGUCAAGCGCGAGCAUAUUCAGAAGGUCUGGUCUGAGAUCGACGCCAACUCGUAGAUUUGAAGCAUCGGAAAAGCGGCACUGCUUGAUACGGCCAUGGGAUGUGCUGUAUGAUAAUUGAAGCAUGGAUGGCGCAUAUGGACUUGAAGUUAGUAGCUUGGGACAAACACUUUAGGCGGAGUUGUACUGGCAAGGUGCUGGCAAACAUUGGAGUGAUGGAGGAAUAUUGAUCGUCUCGCAGGGAAUCGAUAUCUAUGAACCUGCGAGGCGAGAGAAAUUGCGGCAUGUCUUCAUUAGACUUCACUACUGACAAUUAUCAUGAGCUUCAGGGUGUGUUGAGGGUGCGGCACAAGUGACAAUAUGGGUGAAGGCAGUAGCUACUGCUAAACAUUUACUGAAGUUGAGUGACCAUCUUUCCUACCCGUAUACUUUUUUUCUUUGCUCUGUGGUAGCAGCCUUUGUUAUCAGGAUAUAUAGUACGUGUUGUCAUCCCUAUGAAUAGCUUCAUAUAAGACUGGAAACCUCU
This is a messenger RNA of Aplosporella prunicola CBS 121167, 803 nucleotides long. RefSeq lists its product as uncharacterized. The record is from RefSeq and is a predicted model, not a curated record. The transcript has 2 exons. The coding region runs from base 92 to 334 and encodes 80 amino acids. Lineage: Eukaryota; Fungi; Ascomycota; Dothideomycetes; Botryosphaeriales; Aplosporellaceae.